GUGUUGCAUCACCGGCCCAAACAGCAGCAGCAUGGCGGAGCAGCGAGCAGCCCCGAACCCCGGGGACCCGGACCGGUACCAGGACCAUGUGGACCCCGGGGACCCGGACCACGACCAGAGGCUGCUCUUCUCUCACGACCUGGUGUCGCGGCGGUACCGCGGGGCGGUCCGGUUCGGCCUGGUGCGGCUGAUCCACGGGGAGGAGGAGUUCCAGUCCGACUCGGAGGAGGACGGAGGAGGAGGAGAUGGUACCGGGACCGGUACCGGGGGACCAGCGGGACCGGGGGGCCAGGCCCAGCCCGGCUCCGACACCGACACCGACUCCCCGUCCAGAACCAGGCCGCUGGGCCGCGGCGUGGUCCGGGUCCAGUGGUACCCGGAGGGAGGCAAGCAGGACGUGCGGGAGACCAAGCUGAAGCUUGAGGACCGGUCCAUCGUCAUCAGAGACAUCGUGCGGAGGAACAACUCCAACGACAACCAGUGCGGGAUCGUGACCAACAUUGACAUCGAGUGUGCGGUGAAGUUGGUGGGAACCAACUGUGUUCUGUACCCGGUCAACAGCCGGGACCUGCAGCACAUCUGGUCCUUCAUGUACGGCGACUACAUCGCCUACGACUUCUGGCUGGGGAAAGUGUACGACCUGACCAACCACAUCAUCCUCAAGCUGUCCAACGGAGCCAGGUGUUCCAUGAGCGUGGAGGACGGGGCUAAGCUGUACGACAUCUGCCCUCACGUCAGCGACUCGGGCUUGUUCUUCGACGAGACGUACGGGUUCUACCCGGGCCAGGUCCUGAUCGGCCCGGCCAAGGUCUUCACCAACGUGACGUGGCUGUCGGGGGUCAAACCGGUGCUGGGGAGGAAGUGCAAGUUCAGGGUGGUGGUGGAGGAGGUGAAGGUGGUGGAGCUGAAGGUCACCUGGAUCACCAAGAGCUACUCGCCCAAGGGGUCGGACAGCGUUUACCCGCCGGCCUCCACCAUCACGCAGGAGAACCUGUGCAGGGUGCGGCGGCUGGGCUACUACGACCACACCCAGCGACAGCUGGGCGAGCGUUCCCUCUACGUGUUUCCUGCCAAGGGCGACGCCACCAGGAUCACCUGUGAGGGACCGGAGGGCCCGGUUCUGCCGGAGGACCCGGUCGCCAGGAAGCUCAAGCGGAUGUUCAAGAAGGAUUCUGGGAAGAAGAUAGAAAACGCUGAUGCACAAGGCGACCACAAGCCGGAGCAGCCGGACCCGUCCCAGUCCAACAACAACGGGCCGGUCCAGAACUCUCUGGAGAACCAGAACCCCCAGAACCCCCAGAACCCCGACGAGGGGGCCGAGCUCGGGGAGCAGGACGCCGACGACGAGGCGGCCGAGGACACGGACGACACCAGCUCCCUGACGUCGUCGGCCAGCUCCACCGCCUCGUCCCAGAGCGGCGGCCUGGGAACAAACCGUAAGAAGAGCAUCCCGUUAUCCAUCCGCAACCUGAAGAGGAAGCACAAGAAGAAGAGGACCAAGUUCUCCCGCGAGUUCAAGCCCGGGGACCGGGUGGCGGUGGAAGUGGUGUCCACUAAGACCACGGCGGAUGUGAUGUGGAAGGACGGCCGGGUGGAGAAGGGGAUCCGGUCCAACGAGCUCAUCCCCAUCCAGCACCUGGACGGACACGAGUUCUGCCCCGGGGACUUCGUCGUGGACAAGAGACCCCAAGCCCUGCAGGACCCGGGCGUCUACGGCGUCAUCCAGUCGGGCGACCACAAGGGCCGGACCUGCGUGGUGAAGUGGAUCAAGCUGAACUCCAGCAGCGACGACGUGGAGGUCACGGGCGUGGAGGACGACGUCAGCGUGUACGACAUCGCCGACCACCCGGACUUCCACUUCAGAACCACCGACAUCGUCAUCAGGAUCUGGAACUCGGAGGUCGGAGAGAACGACUGCGAGAACGAGACGUCGGUGGGCCAGGUGUACCGGGUGGACGUGAGCAGCAAGGUGGAGGUGGUUUGGGCCGACAACUCCAAGACCGUCGUCCUGCCGCAGCAUCUCUACAACGUGGAGUCGGAGAUCGAGGAGACGGACUACGACUCUGUGGAGGAGACGAGCAGCGUCCUGUCCACGGAGGAGUGGGAGGACGAGAGCGACAGCUGGGAGACGGACAACGGCCUGACGACCGAGGACGACGGACACGUCAACAACUCUGACAUCAUCGACACGGCCACGCCCACCCCGACCCCCACGGGGGCCUCGGCCUUCAUCAUCCCGCCCUCGCCGGGGGACGCCAGGGACCGGGGGGACGGACGGGACGGAGUCCCCAGCCCCGCCAAGGGCCCCCCGGGGGAGGACGGAGACGUGGCCUCGCCGGCGUCUGGAGCACCGACCCCCGGGGCGGCGGUGAACGGGGCGGAGAAGCCCAGCAAGGACGGCUCGUCCCGGGGCUUCAGGGAGCUGAAGGAGGCCCUGAAGAUCCUGGAGAGCCUGAAGAACAUGACGGUGGAGCAGCUGUGGACGGGCGGCUCGCCCACCUCCCCCACCGCGGCCGAGCCGGCCUCGGCCAGCGUGGCCAGCCCGGCCCCGGCCGCCCCCGAGAAGCCCACCAAGGAGAAACGCUUCCUGGACGACAUCAAGAAGCUGCAGGAGAACCUGAGGAAGACGCUGGACAACGUGGCCAUCGUGGAGGAGGAGAAGAUGGAGGCGGUGGGGAGCGCCGGGGCCGAGGCGGAGCGACCCGGGGAGGAGAAGCCCCAGCAGGAGCCCGGGACCCCGGUGGGCGGGCAGGAAUGGCCCAGCGAGUUCCUCAGCGAGACGCCGGUGCUGUGUCAGCAGAGCGGAGGGAAACCCGGCGUGACCUUCACCAGCGCCAAGGGGGAGGUGUUCUCCGUGCUGGACUGGGCUCCGGACACUCACUCGUUCAAGAAGAUGGAGUUCCAGCCGGCCGAGGCCAAGAAGUUCUUCAGCACGGUGAGGAAGGAGAUGGCUCUGCUGGCGACGUCGCUGCCUGACGGCAUCAUGGUGAAGACGUUUGAGGACCGAAUGGACCUGUUCUCGGCUCUGAUCAAGGGCCCGACCCGGACGCCCUACGAGGACGGGCUGUUCCUGUUCGACAUCCAGCUGCCCAACAUCUACCCGGCGGUGCCGCCGCUGUUCCGCUACCUGACCCAGUGCAGCGGCCGGCUCAACCCCAACCUUUACGACAACGGCAAGGUCUGCGUCAGCCUGCUGGGCACCUGGAUCGGCAAGGGCACGGAGAGAUGGACCAGCAAGUCCAGUCUGCUGCAGGUUCUCAUCUCCAUCCAAGGCCUGAUCCUGGUGAACGAGCCGUACUACAACGAGGCGGGGUUCGACAGCGACCGCGGGCUGCAGGAGGGCUACGAGAACAGCCGCUGCUACAACGAGAUGGCUCUGAUCCGGAUGGUGCAGUCCAUGUCGACGCUGCUCACCAGCCCGGUGGACGUGUUCCGCCAGGAGAUCCGGGACCACUUCAGCUCCAGCGGCUGGCGCUUCCUGCACCGGCUGGAGGCCUGGCUGGAGCUGCACGAGGCCGCGGAGCGCGCCGCGGAGCGCCCAGGGGCCCCCAGGGGCCUCCGGGACCGGGCCCCGUCCGUGGAGCCGCUGGACGAGCAGGCGGAGGGGGCCGGGCCCAAGGCGGUGGCCCACAGCAGCCCCGACGGGGCGGCGGGGGCCACGGGCCCCCCGGGGCCGGCCCUGGCCGUGGGCAGCAUCAUGGAGGAGGAGGAGCUGGAGGACUCGGGGCUGGGGGCCUCGGGGCUGGGGGCCUCCACCACGGCCGUGCAGGAGCUGAGCCAGAGCUCGGACUGGGACAGCACGCAGGGCAGCGGCUCCCUGGGGGGCCCGGGGGGCCCGGCGGCCCGCCCCGGGGCCUCAGAGCCGGGCCCCGGGGCCGCCGCAGCGUCGGCCGGGGGCCAGCCCGUGGUGCGACCAAAGAAACGGAGGAAGAGCUACCGCAGCUUCCUGCCCGAGGGCAGCGGCUACCCCGACAUCGGCUUCCCGCUCUUCCCGCUGUCCAAGGGCUUCGUGAAGAGCGUGCGCGGCGUGCUAGCGCAGUACCGCGCCGCGCUAGUCGCCGCCGGCGUCCCCCAGCACUCCGAGGACAAUGACACGUCAGACGAGUGUGAUGGAUAAAAGGGGGCGGGGCUCAGACUCGCUCCCGCCCCGCUUUAACCAACGACCUGCUGGAGCCGCAACCGAGUUGAAACGUCAUCUCUCCAUGAAAGCAGGUGAAAAACACGAAGGAUACGACGAGCCGGAGCUUCUGCCGGAGCUGCUGCCGCGACGGAGCGGAGAACGACUGAAGGAAAGAGAGAAACCUGUGCCAUGAAACCCCCAUCCCCCCCGACCGACGCCCAGCGGCUCCGCUGGGCGACCACUGCCCCCCCCGCGGACCAAACUCUAACCCCCGCCCCCCAAACCCCCGCCCCCCCACCUUCCCCCCCGCGGACCAAACUCUAACCCCCGCCCCCGUACGCCCCCCCACCUUCCCCCCCGCGGACUCUUGUAGCACCGACCCACGUCUCCAUCCCGCGCUAGAACCCAGCGAGUGAACCAACAACCGGGCCGGACGCUUCCUGCCAACGCUAGCCGACCACGUUUACACGCGACCACCUGCCGGGGGCGGAGCCUCAGCGCUGGGGGCGGAGCCUCCACGCCCCCUCCCCCUCCACCUUCUAAGGAAUUCAACAAAAGCUGGAACUUUGUGCUUUUGAUUUUUGAGGCAUUUGAGUUUGUUUUUUUUCUUUCAGAGGUUGAAAUGUUUUGAGUGUUGAGAGUUUUACCCACAAUGCAAAGCUACAUCGCUGCACACGAUGUUAUUUAGCGAUUGAAACCAUUCCUGCAUCCAUUCCAUCGUCCCCCGUCGACGUGUUGCCUUACUUGAAUCGUUUGUGCACGGCUGCUUGUGUCACGCUUUACUCGUGCACCGACAACGACCACUUCAACAAAAAAAAGAGGAAAAAAACGGUCUUUCCCCGUCUCUCCUCCCGUCUCUCCCGCUCUGUUUUGUGUUUUAUUUGGGGGGGUUUCGGUCUCCUGGUUGCAGUUUUCCGUAAAGAAUCUCCGGAUUUUCAGUUUAGUUCGGCCGAACGAGCGACUGGACGAGAACAGACGGCAGAUUUUCUUCUUCUUCUUCUUCAUCACUAAACAUUCAUGAAUCAGGGUUUCGGGGUCCACUCGGUCUUCCUGUGGAACCAUCAGUCUUGUUUACAUCCCCCCCCCAACGAGCGCUAACCGCCGUCUCAGCCGCGUUUUACUUGAACAGAUUCUCCGACGCUGAGAUGAUUUUCCUGGCAAAAGCUCGGAAAGACUCGAAGAUUUUCAGAAAGGAGGUUUUUUGUUUUUUUUGUUUUGUUUUUGCUUCGUCUUCCACAUUCGGAUCCGUGCCGGACUUUACUUUCUGCCUUCAGCUGCAGCCGCGGCGCUACGGCUACAGCCUUCUUUUUUUAAGUAUUAUUUUUUUAUUUUUUGUUUUUUUUUUUGCUCUUUGCUUGCGUCAUCGCUGCUCGUUUCUCGGAGGAACUCGUUUUCCGCCUCUCCGCUUCGGCUCUUGAGACCGAAUCGCGCCGAAGCGCAAAGGUUGGUCCUCUGCCAGAAACUAGACCCGCUGCUUCAGCCCUUCUCCUUCCUCCAUGAACAGAAUAAUGUGAAGCUUGAGUUAAAGUCUGGCAGGAUUUCAACCCCAACGAUGUACAAUUUUCCGUGUAUAUUCUUCAGAUUCCAACCAUUGUUAACGAUUAUUACUGCAAGACGUUUGUUUUUCAGCCAAAGCAUGUAACAUGUUGCUUUAAGCCUCUCGGCUGCACACAAAGACUUGACUGUACGAUGUCUACAUUUCCACAGUGGCCUGUUAUUGAUAUGAUAUUUAAAAAGAAUUAAUAAAGUUUCAGUUUGUA
Messenger RNA from Cololabis saira (Pacific saury), 5880 nucleotides. RefSeq names its product (E3-independent) E2 ubiquitin-conjugating enzyme UBE2O-like. The record is from RefSeq and is a predicted model, not a curated record. The transcript has 23 exons. Lineage: Eukaryota; Metazoa; Chordata; Actinopteri; Beloniformes; Belonidae. The coding region runs from base 32 to 4117 and encodes 1361 amino acids.